AUGGCCAACGUAAACAGUGCCUCAGAUGUAACAGAAUUGAGAGCCAGCGCCUCGGUUACUCCAGUACGCGUUAAUGUAAGUCUACCGGAAAAUCAAUCCAUUACCAACAAAGUCCCAUCCUUGCCCCCGCUACCACCUCGUAGCCUUUUCAAAUUUGUGCCCUCUCCACGUCUGCCCACGAACGUAGGAGGUCCAGCGCUUUAUUGUAUGUCGAAAUACGGCGAAUACGGAAUUAGGAUGCAAGAAUGGUUGUUUACGACAAGACCUUUGAGUGAAAUUUUCAUUGGUGCUGACAAGCGUUUCUCUGUCGAAUGGCUGCGUAUAAGCGCCAGUGGGAAGGUAAAAAUCCAAUUUUACUGGCCUGGCUAUGGAUUCUUUGAUGCAUGGACGCUCGAGGUUAACAUGCUGCAAAAGCAGCCGUCGGGUAGAAUUGAGAUGAUUAUGCAGGGCGACUUGGCAAUUACCAUACAAGCCGACGAGGAUUCCAGGGGAUCACACCCCUUGGGAUGGGAUGCACAGCUUGCUUCCAUCUCUGAUGAGUGGAGACUCGAUGGCGGCUUCGGCUUGAACUUCUCCCAUGUAAACUUGGUUUCUAUCCGACACGUCAAUGGGCCCGUUUUCAAUGCCCAUUUCGCUGUACUUCAAAGCGACAUCAUCAAAGAAUACAAUCUUUAA
Molecule: messenger RNA, 675 nt
Organism: Psilocybe cubensis
Lineage: Eukaryota; Fungi; Basidiomycota; Agaricomycetes; Agaricales; Agrocybaceae
Exons: 4
Coding region: 1-675 (224 amino acids)
Source: RefSeq, a predicted model, not a curated record